UGGUGUCCAACAAAACAAACAAAAAACUCAUAAUUGGAACGGCAGAGUAAGUCAGAUCACAGACCAAACAACGUCAACGCGCGGUGGUUCUGAAUUAACCUCCGUCCAAACAUGGCUGCUUCAACGGAAUCACCAUUCAAAUCAAACAUAUUGAAAGGUAAAGUAGCUUUGAUUACAGGUGGAGCAUCGGGAAUUGGAUUCGAAAUAUCAACACAAUUCGGUAAACAUGGUGCCUCUGUUGCUCUCAUGGGUCGUCGUAAACAAGUUCUUCAAUCUGCUGUUUCUGUUCUCCAAUCACUUUCAAUCCCAGCCGUUGCUUUUGAGGGUGAUGUUAGGAAACAAGAUGAUGCUGCCAGAGUUCUUGAAUCUACUUUUAAGCAUUUUGGAAAGAUUGAUAUCCUUGUUAAUGCUGCUGCUGGCAAUUUUCUAGCUGCUGCUGAGGAUCUCUCCCCAAAUGGAUUUCGAACUGUUUUGGAUAUCGAUUCUGUUGGCACAUUCACUAUGUGCCAUGAAGCACUUAAAUAUCUCAAGAAAGGGGGGCCAGGAAGGAGCUCUUCUAGUGGAGGGGCAAUAAUAAACAUUAGUGCUACCUUACAUUAUACAGCUUCUUGGUAUCAAAUUCACGUAUCUGCAGCAAAGGCAGCUGUUGAUGCCACUACAAGAAACUUGGCACUGGAAUGGGGAGCAGAUUAUGAUAUUAGAGUCAAUGGGAUUGCACCAGGUCCAAUAAGUGGCACACCUGGCAUGAGUAAACUUGCUCCUGAAGAAAUAAGUAGUAAAGCCAGAGAUGAGAUGCCUCUAUAUAAACUCGGGGAGAAGUGGGAUAUUGCAAUGGCUGCUCUCUACUUAGUAUCAGAUGCAGGAAAAUUCAUCAAUGGCGACACUAUGAUAGUUGAUGGAGGACUUUGGCUGAGCCGGCCUCGUCAUUUACCGAAAGAGGCAGUAAGGCAAGUAUCGCGAACAGUAGAAAAAAGAUCCAGAAAUGAACCAAUUGGUGUUCCAAAAAGCAAGCUAUGAGCCAGCAGAUUCAGUAUUAGCCCCUCGAUACUGCAGGGGAUUACUUCUUUAAACAAUACAAUGGAUGUAAGAUAUGAUCUCAGUUACUGAUAAAUUGAAAUUAUCACAAAGUUCAACAUUUCCCACAUUAGAAAUAUAAAAUAUGAUGAUUUAAAGUCGCGGCUACAUCCAACAGAAAAUAAAAAGGCCAUGGCUAGCAUGAAUCCCAUGAUUGUGUCUUGUCCUAUGUGUGCUUAUUGAAACUGUAAGAAAAUUCAGCUGUAAUUUUGAACGUGAUAUGUGGCUAGCUAGUGCCUAAGUUCAAAUAAAGAAGUUAUACCUUCAAAAGGACAGCAUAAACCCAACCAUGAAAGUUGGUUCAUUAGAUUUAGGGUUCUUUUGGAUUUUGUUUAAUAAAAACAUUUUAUUAAAAUUGUUUUUGUUCUUUGUAUGUAUUAAGAAUCGAGCAAGCA
This is a messenger RNA of Trifolium pratense (red clover), 1469 nucleotides long. RefSeq names its product peroxisomal 2,4-dienoyl-CoA reductase [(3E)-enoyl-CoA-producing]-like. The transcript is spliced from 4 exons. Gene Ontology annotation, molecular function: 2,4-dienoyl-CoA reductase (NADPH) activity. The record is from RefSeq and is a predicted model, not a curated record. The coding region runs from base 112 to 1017 and encodes 301 amino acids. Gene Ontology annotation, biological process: fatty acid catabolic process. Lineage: Eukaryota; Viridiplantae; Streptophyta; Magnoliopsida; Fabales; Fabaceae.